AUGCUGUCCCUAUCUACUUGGAAGACAGUAUCUCUCUGUGAUAUUGCAAUGAUGGUGAUCUAUUCAACUGCUACCAUUUCAAUCAAAGUGUCUAAAUUAAUUUUCUCUCCUUUUUUUUCUCUCUUCUCCUCCUCCUCCUCUCUCUCUCCUCCUCCUCUCUCUCUCCUCCUCCUCUCUCUCUCCUCCUCUCUCUCUCUCCUCCCUCUCUCUCCUCCUCCUCUCUCUCUCCUCCUCCUCUCUCUCUCCUCCUCUCUCUCUCUCCUCCUCUCUCUCUCUCCUCCCUCCUCUCUCUCUCCUCCUCCUCUCUCUCUCCUCCUCCUCCUCCUCCUCCUCUCUCUCCUCCUCCCUCUCUCUCCCCUCCUCCUCCUCUCUCCCCCCUCCUCCUCUCUCCCCCUCCCCUCUCUCCCCUCCUCCUCUCUCCCCUCCCUCCUCUCUCCCUCCUCCUCCCUCUCCCUCCCUCCUCCCUCUCCUCCCCUUCUCUCUCCCUCCCUCCCCUCUCCCUCCCUCCCUCUCUCCCUCCUCCUUCUCUCUCUCCUCCUCCUUCUUCUCUCUCUCCUCCUCCUCCUUCUCUCUCUCCUCCUUCUUCUCUCUCCUCCUUCUUCUCUCUCCUCCUCCUCCUCCUUCUCUCUCUCCUCCUUUUUUUUUCUCUUUCUUUUUAAAACAUACUUUGAAAUAUCACUUAACUUUUUAGAACAAUUUUAUUGCACUGGAUAA
Acanthosepion pharaonis is the source of this 714-nucleotide messenger RNA. The record is from the annotation of a GenBank genome assembly. NCBI's taxonomy places the organism in Eukaryota, Metazoa, Mollusca, Cephalopoda, Sepiida, Sepiidae.